Kluyveromyces marxianus DMKU3-1042 is the source of this 2334-nucleotide messenger RNA. It is a transcript of the gene SAP1, whose product is annotated as putative AAA family ATPase SAP1. The transcript has a single exon. The record is from RefSeq and is a predicted model, not a curated record. Gene Ontology annotation, molecular function: ATP binding; ATP hydrolysis activity. Bases 1 to 2334 code for a protein of 777 amino acids. Lineage: Eukaryota; Fungi; Ascomycota; Saccharomycetes; Saccharomycetales; Saccharomycetaceae.
AUGGAAAACCAUGGACUACUAAUGAAGUUUUCCAAGAUUCGAAAGAAACCACAGCAGCCGCUAAAUGCGUUGGCUGAGCUGUACUCAAGAAUAGCAAAUGAAACAAUACACUAUCUUGAUUUGGAAAAGAAACAUGAAUAUAAGGCUGCUAUUCAAGGAUGGAAAAUCAUGGCUACAGAUGCUAUGUAUAAGCUCAACAUGAUAGAUCGACAGUAUCCAAAUUUUGCAUCUUACACCCCAGAAGAAUUGAAUCUACAAAGCGGUAUAAGAGAUCUUUGUGAAAAAGCUUUAAAAAACCUUGAAAGGGUGCAGUCACUCUACGAAGACGUAACGAAAACGGAAAGUUCCACUAACACAAGAACACCUUCGAUAUCAAGUAAUGGAAGAUUCAAAGUGCAUACUCUUAGAGACGGAGUUCACAGAAUGCGAUACAACAGAGGUGGGAGUGGUCUGGGACUAAAAAGCGACAAGAACACAUCGACAUCGAAUAAUAAUACUGUCAACUUCUCUGCAUCAAAAUCUUUACCAGCUGUGAUAGUGUCGGACCCAUUUGCAGAUUUUGAUGAUGAUGAAAUGAACCUCAUUGAUUUAUCUGAUGCAGAAACUGCCCCCAGCGCACCUCCGAUUCCACCUCCAGCUCCGCCUCCAGUUCCUCCUCGGGCGCCCACCUAUGGUCAUUCUCCAAAAUCUACAUUCAAUAUAUCAUCAGCUGAAAUAAGGCAGCAGGAUAAUUAUUUUGAUUACAUGGAUAUCAGUGAAGAGGAUCUUACAAGAUUAAAGACAUUGGAUAGUCUAAAUGGAACAACUAAUGCAUUUUCUACACUUAGCCUCGAUUCAUCCGAGACUUCAGCGCAACCUCAGACCCCAAGAAGACCAUCAGAACCUGUUCCACAGUCCCAGAGGCCAGUUGGUAUUACUAGACCGAAGAAAUCCACAGAUAAUAUUACGUUGAAAUCUCAUAAUUCGCCUCAAACGAAAAAGAAUUAUCCAGUGCAAAGAAGAAAUACGUCAAUAAAUGCAGCCCUCGCUGCAUCAAAUCUGCAAACGAAUAAGUUGAAAAGUAAAAGUGCGUCUUCCAAAAAAUCGGCAGCUACGCACUUAACUCCAUCUGCAAGAUCUUCUCCAGGUACAAAUUCCAUACCUAAGCCAAGAGCAACGACAUCAAAAUCAUCACCUUCUCUUCUCAACACUGCUACCACAAGAUCAAAUUCGCCAAGCAAGAGAAGGAUGGGCUCAACUUCCAGUGUGUCAUCUGCGAAUAAUACUAAUACUAAUACUAAUAAUUAUAAUAAUAAUAAUAAUAAUGCAUCGAGCCCACCUCCUGGCGAUAUUCAACCAUCGGAUCAAAUUGAUGUCGUUGCACAAACCAAAGAAGAACUUGAAGAUGCGAUCAUCGAUUCGUUGCCGGGUGUGGACAGAACAGCAGCAAAGCAAAUAUUUAGUGAAAUUGUUGUUCAUGGUGACGAAGUAUACUGGGAUGAUAUAGCUGGUCUCGAUACCGCCAAGAAUUCGUUAAAGGAAGCUGUUGUCUAUCCAUUCCUCAGGCCAGACCUUUUCCGAGGCUUAAGAGAACCAGUUAGAGGAAUGCUAUUGUUCGGUCCCCCAGGUACAGGUAAGACAAUGUUGGCGAGAGCAGUAGCAACGGAAUCCAAAUCUACGUUUUUUAGCAUUAGUGCAUCCAGCUUAACUUCCAAAUACCUUGGUGAGUCUGAAAAGCUAGUCAGAGCUCUCUUUGCAGUCGCAAAGAAGCUUUCCCCAUCCAUCGUCUUUGUCGAUGAAAUUGAUUCCAUCAUGGGUUCCAGAAACAAUGAUGGAGAGAACGAAUCAAGCAGAAGAAUCAAGAACGAGUUCUUAGUCCAAUGGUCUUCCCUCUCUAGCGCUGCAGCGGGCAAAGGCUCAAGUGCUACCGACUCAGAUGAUCGCGUUCUAGUCCUCGCCGCAACAAACCUACCCUGGUCUAUCGACGAAGCUGCCAGAAGAAGAUUCGUCAGGCGUCAGUACAUACCACUCCCAGAACCCGAGACAAGAAAAAUACAGCUAAAAAGACUAUUACUACACCAAAGGCACACACUAUCAGAAGAAGAUUUCGAUGAGCUGGUUUGCCUUACCGAAAACUACAGUGGAAGUGAUAUCACAUCCUUGGCAAAGGAUGCUGCCAUGGGACCCUUGCGAGAACUCGGUGAUAAACUUCUAUUCACUGAAACGGACAAAAUUCGAUCAGUCAGCCUCGAUGACUUCCGCAACAGUUUGAAGUACAUCAAACCCUCGGUCUCUCAGGAUGGAUUGGCCCGUUACGAAGAAUGGGCCGCCCAGUUCGGCUCUUCCGGAGUCUGA